AUGGCUGAUUGCAAGGCAAGCUCUAUACCGAUGGAGUGUCGCCUUCGUUUGGAGAAAAGCGUCGAGGAAAACCGUACGGGUACACUCGAUCUAGGCCUCCAGUACGCGGGACCAGAUGACCCACAGUUGAUGACUGCCUUCUGUGACGCUGAUUGGGCGAACGAUAUCAACGACAGACGAUCGAUUACUGGAUAUCUUCUCAAGGUGUUUGAUUGUACAGUGAUUUGGACAACCCGAAAGCAGCGUGCAGUAUCUCUAUCUUCUACCGAAGCCGAACUGUGUGCUCUCUGUGAGGCUACAUGUGACGGAGUAUGGCUAAUGCGUUUACUGGUGGAUAUUGGCUACAAGAUCAAGACACCGAUACCGUAUCAUGAGAUUGUCCACAAUAAAGAUUAUCGAAGGACUCCGUGA
Molecule: messenger RNA, 411 nt
Organism: Sabethes cyaneus
Lineage: Eukaryota; Metazoa; Arthropoda; Insecta; Diptera; Culicidae
Exons: 2
Coding region: 1-411 (136 amino acids)
Source: RefSeq, a predicted model, not a curated record